Xenopus laevis (African clawed frog) is the source of this 5819-nucleotide messenger RNA. RefSeq names its product glucosamine (N-acetyl)-6-sulfatase S homeolog (gene gns.S). NCBI's taxonomy places the organism in Eukaryota, Metazoa, Chordata, Amphibia, Anura, Pipidae. Gene Ontology annotation, biological process: glycosaminoglycan metabolic process; heparan sulfate proteoglycan catabolic process. The record is from RefSeq and is marked provisional. Gene Ontology annotation, molecular function: glycosaminoglycan binding; N-acetylglucosamine-6-sulfatase activity. Gene Ontology annotation, cellular component: lysosome.
GUAUUGGGGAAGAAUCGCAGCGAUGAGAUAGAGAGAGAGGAUGGCUCGGUGUUUACUGCGCACUAUGCUUCGACCUGGCACCGAGGCGCCGCGGAUCUACCUGCUCCUCCUCCUCCUGGGGCUCCUGGGGCCGUCACUUCUCUAUGUGGAGGGGAGGUCUCGGAAGGCAAAUAUUGUGCUCAUUCUGACAGAUGAUCAGGACGUGUCUCUGGGCGGCAUGACCCCGCUGACGAAGACCAAGGAGUUAAUUGCAGAUCAUGGAAUGACCUUUUCAAAUGCUUAUGUAGCCAGUGCCUUGUGCUGCCCAAGCAGAUCCAGCAUCCUGACUGGGCGAUAUCCACAUAAUCACCAUGUCCUCAACAACACUAUAUCAGGAAACUGCAGCAGCAAAGCUUGGCAGAAGACUCAGGAGCCGUACACUUUCCCUGCCCUCCUUUACUCCAUCGGCUACCAGACUUUCUUUGCUGGGAAGUAUUUAAAUCAGUAUGGCUCAGAGGAAGCUGGAGGGAUAAAUCACGUGCCCCCUGGCUGGAGUUACUGGUUUGCGCUGGAGAAAAAUUCAAAGUAUUAUAACUACACUCUGUCAGAAAAUGGCCGACCAAAAACCCAUGGGGAAAACUACAGUCAGGAUUAUCUGACCGAUGUCUUGUCCAAUGUCUCGUUGGAUUUCUUGAACUACAAAUCUAACCAUGAGCCAUUCUUCAUGAUGAUCGCAACACCAGCCCCACACUCUCCAUGGACUGCCGCCCCUCAAUAUGAGAAUGCCUUCCUGAAUGUCAGUGCUCCCAGGGGAGGCAAUUUCAAUGUUCAUGGAAAGGACAAGCACUGGUUAAUUAGACAGGCCAAAUCACCAAUGAGCAAUUCAUCAAUCCAGUACUUAGACAAUGCAUUUCGGAAAAGAUGGCAAACUCUUCUGUCUGUUGAUGAUCUGGUAGAGAACCUUCUGAAGCAGCUAGAAGUCCGCGGUGAGCUGGAUAACACCUUUAUCUUUUUUACAUCAGACAAUGGAUAUCACACAGGCCAGUUCUCACUGCCGAUAGACAAACGGCAGCUCUAUGAAUUCGACAUCAAAGUUCCACUGCUUGUUCGAGGGCCUGGGAUCAAACCUAACCAAAUAACUAAAUCACUGGUUGCAAAUAUUGAUCUAGGCCCAACCAUUCUGGACAUUGCUGGCUAUGACUUGAACAAGACUCAGAUGGAUGGGAUGUCAUUCCUUCCACUUAUGAUAAAUAACACUAAUGUAAAUUGGCGAACAGAUAUUUUGGUUGAAUACCAAGGGGAAGGAAGCAAUACAUCAGACCCAAACUGCCCAACACUGCGCCCUGGAGUUUCUCAAUGUUUUCCUGACUGUGUAUGUGAAGACUCGUACAACAACACAUAUGCCUGUGUGAGAACCAUUGCAGCUGCCUACGACUUGCAGUACUGUGAGUUUGAUGAUGCGGAGGUCUUUGUGGAAGUGUAUAAUAUAACCGCAGAUCCAAACCAACUAACAAACAUAGCAAAAACCAUUGACCAGGAGAUCCUGGAGAAGAUGAACCAUCGCCUUAUGAUGUUACAGUCUUGUUCUGGGCCAUCAUGUCACACCCCAGGAGUGUUUGAUCCAAGGUACAGGUUUGAGCCUCGGUUGAUGUUUAAGGACCAAGUGGAACAAGGACACACCUUAAGCAGAAAGACUUUGCGGUAACUUGCACGUGACUUAAGAAUUCUGCUGGUCCCUGUCUGCUGGUCAGUGUUGGGAUGGCAGUGAUUGGGAUCAUUUACUUGCUGGCUGCCUGUGUGAAUUGAAACACUUCAGAUGUGUUUUUUAAAUGACUGGUCCGAACUUCUGGCGUUUGUCUUCUCUCGCUACUGGAUUUUUGGAAUCUCUUUUUUUAAUUUUAAAUGCAAAUCCUCCCCUCAGAUAAAAGAAAAUAGCACAAUGCCAUAUUCCGUUUUCUUUUAUAGUCAUGGAGAAAUGUUUUCCACUUUAGUCAGAGGAAGAGAGAGGAUAAUAGCCAGGCCCUGUGAUUAUAUGCAGCGCUUAUACUUUUAUAGUUAAAUCAUAAUUCAAUUAUCAGAAAACUAUUUUAGGAGUGUAACAUAGAAAAUCACCCCAAUGUUGCAUGAUGCAAGUACAACUGGCGCCAUUGCUACAUGGUGGUAAGUUACUGGGGCAAAUUGACUCCAAAUUGCAACAUAUAAAUAAAAAUGAUAUCUCCCUCCUCCCCAAGUGACCUCACGUUGCCUUGUAAUUAAAGGUUUUAAAAGGAAAGGCCCAAUGAUUUUUUUUUUACCUUCCUGUAACUCACAGUGCUAUCAAGCAUCUAAAAUAUGAUGUUAAAGGGAUACUGACAUUGAAUUAUAUAUACAGAUAUGGGGUCAGUUAUCCGGAAACCCAUUAUCCAGAAAGUUCCAAAUAAGGGAAAGGCCGUCUCCCAUAUACUCCAUUAUAUUCUCAUUUAUUACAUCAUAAAUUGUGACACUUGUUUUCUGUAAUGAUUUCUAUUUUCCCCUGCCAGCCAAGAUUACCAGCAGCAGCUCAGCAAGCCACAUCAGUGACUUUCUAAAUUGUUACAGUUGAAUACAUUGGUUGAUAUAUUUUGCGACAUCAUACUGAGCAUGUCAUUUAUCUGAUGCUACUAAGAAAUGUAUCGCUUUGUAACAAAUGAGAAGGUUGGCUGUUUGAGAGGGAAAUUCCUUUUUGAAACCUACAUUUUAGAAAAACUACAAAAUGAUUUAGCAAAAGUCAUUAUUUGUAGUAUGCUAUUUUUAAAGAAUACAUAUUGUAAAGGUGAACUGCCUCUUAAAAAAUACAUUAUGCAGUGGUAGUAGUGCUUGAAAACAAAUCUUUGGACAAGGUCUGCGACUUCAAAAACCAUAAUUCUUUGUACACUGCAGAUGAUUUUCAAUUUCUAUUUUAUUGAUUCUCUCUCUCUCUCUAUAUAUAUAUUUUUUUAUCCCCUGAACAUGUUGUAUUUCUAUGCAUCCUAUGAAGUUUGAAGAGAUGCAAAGCCAUAAAGCUUUAAAGGACAGUACCUAGCAAUAAUAACAUUUUAUUGGUACAAAGACAUUAUGUAGUUGCUGGCCUGCACGGUAUCUCUUUCACUGCCUCUAUACUCAUUGGUAUAAAGCAGGGCACUGCUUGUAAGCAAUGUUCCAAAAACUUUGGGUUGUCUCCUGUGGGUGUAUGGUGGGGAACAAAAUAAUAGGGUCCAGCCUGAAACAUAAAUAUUUCAGAAACAGCAGGAUCACUGAUGCAGGAAUAUUUUAUAUCUAUUAAGCUUGCUAUAUACUAUCUGGGCUUUCAAUAAAUUCUGUACCCCAGUGAGGGGGUGGAAUGGAAAAAGUUUUUAUUUUUUUAUUUGAAUAGAUAGAUACAGUGUACAUUAUACUGAUUUUGUUUAGUGUGUCCUGCUGCUGUAGGCUCCAGUAUAUCCUGCCCUGUUGUAGGCCAUAAAUAUGUAUUGUAUGUCCUGCUCCUCGGAGGCUUGAGGGGAAUGUAGAUACAGUUACAAAAUGAAUAUAAGUUGGUGUAAAGUUGUUGGCUAUCUCCAGUAUAUACAUCAGGUAUGUCCCCACAUAAGUCACAGAAUUACUGAGCAUAAUGUUAUGUUAUUGGGAUCUGUCCAAUCAGUUCUUUAAAAGUCAUUUUUUCGGGACAUUCCCAAAGAACCUAUGGGCUAAUAUACAGUAUAUGCUAUUAGAGGGUAACUUGGUUUUGAGUAUAUUAUGAUUAGAAAUGCUGAAGACUGACUAUUAAAUUGUUUAAGUAAUUUCGUUUAACAAUAUAUUGGAUAUAUACAGUUGAUAUUUCGCUAAAAGAGGUUUUCUUUCUUUCACUACCCCGUUAUCUCGUUAUAAUAUAUUGAAUCAUUGAUUGCUUUAAACUUGAGGAUUGGCUUUGUGGAAGGGAAGAUCAUAUAGUCAGUAAACUAUAUUCAUCUAUGUUAAGCUAUAAUUUACUUUUAAUUGUGAGUUUUUGUUAUUAUUUAAUAAAAAUGCAUAUCACCUUAGUUACCAUAGACUAGUGGUCCCCAACCAGUGGCUUGUGAACAGCAUGUUGCUCUCCAACCCCUUGGAUAUUGCUCCCAGUGGCCUCAAAGCAGGAGCUUAUUUUUGAAUUUUUGGCAUGAAGGCAAGUUUUUGGUUGGAUAAAAACUUGUACUCUCUUGGGGCAGCAAUAAACAUGUCUGACUGCCCAUAGUGCACCAUGACUGCUUACUAUUAUUGUUCAGAAUAAGAUGGGGGCUGGCAGAUGGUGAACAUAUAUAAAAGAGCCUGCAGUAUGACUAUUUGCCAAUUAAAGACUGAUCAAGGUGUUAAUCCCUGUAUAGCCCAGUCAUAUCUUACCAUUCAUUGGCACAGGUUGCCUGCAGCAAGCCAGUUGUUUGUAUGCUUUUAAAUACAGCUAAUAACAUAACUAGCGUGAAUGAUUGAAGAGGGCUGGGUUGUGGCUGAAUGUGCCAAUAUCACUUUAAUGUGUAACUUUUGGGCAAAACCUCUUAUCAACAGAUGCACUUUGUAUGUAUUGGAUUGCAAAGCCUCUAUUAUAGACACUAUUGGAUAUGUGAAAGGGAAUUGUGUUGCUUAUGGGAGAGCCUGGUGCUAUUCUUCAGCUGCAGGAUGGGUGGCUGGGCACAGUGCUACCAUAUAAUGGAACUUGGCUGACAACAAUGCAAUAACCAGAUAUAAGGGUCAUGUAUAGAUCUAUAGCAGUUCCUUUUCAUACACCAUGCUAUUUAGAUAAACAAUAUAAUUCCAUUUAGAUAAACAAUAUAAUCUCUGUGGUAGAGAUGCCUAAAGCUGGCCAUAGAUGUUGAGAUUUUUAAAAGAUCAGAUCCUGAUCGUGAGACCACGAUCUUCUCAGAACGAUCGUACGAAUUUAUCAUCAACUAAAAAGACCAAUUUGCCAGGAAAACAAAGGGGAGCUGCCUGCUUGGCCCUGCAAACAUAGAUACAUUGCACUGGGACCGUCAAAGAUUUUUUGACCUGGCUGAUCAAUUUCCUGACAGAUGUCGGCAGAAAAAUCGUAAGAUGUACGAAUACCACUAACCGCACGAUAAUUUCGAAGGAGCUUAAGAAGUCUUAGAUGGGGCCCCUGUGUGACGAGUUCCUCUAGAAAAUCCUCCAGUAGCCCUACAGUGAGAUGAAGCUGCAGCCUAAUUUGUGUUUCAUACCAUGGUUGCCUUUUAAAUCUGACCUUUAUACAGCCUCCAGAGGAAAGAGUGCACUGGAAUAUCAGUUAAAGACCCUAUCCCCUUUACAUUUCCAGCUAAAUUAUCCUUACUAUAGAGGAAUGCCCUAGCUAGUUCUGACUUCUGUAAUCUCUCAGUACAGGCCCAGGGAUUUUCCCUGUGAUGAAGUGUGCAAUGCAACCUGCUCCAACUGACCAUUGGAAAUAUAUCUAUGCAAAUCCAAAGGGAAAAUAAAACUGAAAAAAAUUACACAUAGCAUAAUAAGACAUGUAGACAGAUGUGCAGCAGGACAUUAAUAAAUUGUGGCAACAAAAUGAUCAUUAUAAAGUGUAGAAGUACAGUAAUGCAUUGGAGUCCUUCUCCCAACACUUCUAAAACCCGACCUCCCUAUAAGGCACCCAGGUGUGUGUCAGCAUACAGGAAGCACCAUUGUGCACAACAUUUGAUUGCACUGAUUGCACUAGUAAUUUGUAGCUGCUAGAAGUUGAAGUUGUUUUUCCUUUUGAAUAAUGAAUUUUUUGUUUUCAUUGAAUCUAUUGUGAAACCUGCCUUUGUGUGUUUGUGUGUGGCCAUUUUUUGUAGAAAGUGCCAUUUGACUGACCCUGUUCACUGCUGCACUUUUUCAAUAAAUGAUAAUUAACUCUU